Ctenocephalides felis (cat flea) is the source of this 2549-nucleotide messenger RNA. RefSeq names its product general vesicular transport factor p115 (gene p115). Gene Ontology annotation, cellular component: cytoplasm; ER to Golgi transport vesicle membrane; Golgi membrane. The record is from RefSeq and is a predicted model, not a curated record. Gene Ontology annotation, biological process: endoplasmic reticulum to Golgi vesicle-mediated transport; vesicle fusion with Golgi apparatus; transcytosis. NCBI's taxonomy places the organism in Eukaryota, Metazoa, Arthropoda, Insecta, Siphonaptera, Pulicidae.
AGCAGAUGUAUUUUAUUUAAAAACUCAUAAAAAAAAUCCAACAUGUUAAUCACGUAAAUAAAAAAUUAAAUUUGCUGGCCGGCGUUAAUUUCAACAAUAUGGAGUAUUUCAAAAGCGGUUUAAAAACCGUUCUCGGAGCUGCAGAGCCUGGUGACCAGCCAACUGGCGCUGAAACUGUGGAGAGAUUAGUUGAUAGAAUAAGUACUUCUACACUUUUAGAAGAUCGCAGAGAUGCUUGUCGAGCACUCAAAGCACUGUCAAAAAAGUAUAGAUUAGAAGUAGGAGCUCAGGGUAUGGGGCCUUUAGUACAGGUGCUAGAAUUGGACCGUGCAGAUGGUGAAAUAGUUGGUUAUGCUUUAGACACUUUAGUCAAUAUAACAUCAUCAAGAUUUCCAGAAGAAGAAGGAAAUCCAGCAGUUACCCUUAACAUGGGAGAACAGUUUACAGAAAUUUUCAUCAAAAAUCCUGAUAAUGUUUCCUUGGUUUUGAGUUACAUAGAAGAAUAUGAUUUCCGUAUCAGAUGGCCUGCUGUAAAAUUACUGACAUGUCUCUCAACUCAUCGGCCACGAGAACUCCAAGAUAUAAUUCUAGUUAGCCCAAUGGGCGUAUCUAAACUCAUGGAUGUGAUUGGAGAUAGUCGAGAAGUUAUAAGAAAUGAUAUGCUAAUGCUACUUAUACAUCUCACCACCGGAAAUAGUAACAUACAAAAAAUUGUGGCCUUUGAAAAUGCAUUUGAUAGACUGUUUGAUAUAAUUAGGAAUGAAGGUUGUGCUGAUGGCGGCAUAGUUGUAGAAGAUUGUCUUAUAGUUAUGUUGAAUUUACUUCGUAACAACACCAGCAAUCAACAAUUUUUCAAAGAAGGCAGUUACAUUCAGAAAUUGAGUCCAAUGCUUGUUAUAAAUUCAGAAACUGAUGCUGAUAUGUGGCCUCAACAAAAAACUCGAAAUAUUGAUCAUAUGCUGCAAAUAGUUUGUGCUUUAGUCAGUCCGAGUAACCAGACUCAAGUAUGCACAAGUUGCCAAAAUGCGAUGAAUAGUUGUGGGCUUCUCCAGAACCUUUGUUCAAUUCUGAUGGCCGCUGGGGUUCCUGUGAAUAUUUUAGCCAACACAAUAACAACUAUUGCGGAAGUCAUUAGAGGAAAUUUUACUAACCAAGAGUAUUUUGGACAUUUACAAGCUCCUUCAAAUCCACCAAGUUCAGCUAUUGUUAUAUUGUUGAUGUCAUUGGUAAAUGAUAAACAACCAUUCACUCUACGAACAGCAAUUUUGUAUUGUUUUCAAUGUUAUCUGUUUCGACAUGAAACAGGCCAGGCUGAGAUUGUGCAAACAUUAUUACCUAAAGAGCCUAUUGUAUCAGGAUGCACCAGUGGACAACUACUUUGUAAUGGUUUAUUGAGUGAGUCACCACUCUCGGUUUGGUUUUCUGCAGUUGCACUUAUGCACUGUACGUUGGAAAAUCCAGCUUUGAAAGAGCAAUUAUUACAAGUAUCAUUAGCACCUAAUUUAAAUAGCCCACAAAUCUCCCUAUUGAAUCAGUGUAUGGUAUUAAUUCAAAAGGGUUCCAAUUCUGUCGUACAAGGCAAAAUAGGUUUAUUAAUGCUGCUAUGUUCCUGGUUAAGUCACAGCACUAAAGCAGUCAAUGCUUUAAUAAGUCAUCCAUCUAGUGUAUCUUAUUUAAUAGCCCAAGUUAGUGCCAAUGAGCAACAUGAUGAUGAGAAUUUAAUGAAAGGAAUCUGUGCUCUUUUAAUAGGAAUAUGUAUAUUAUAUAAUGACGACACACAUGCUGAUUAUAGUAGAGAAAAUCUAUGUAAAUUAAUUGUGAAUAGAAUUGGAGUGGAGACGUUUGUUGCAAAGCUAUCAAAAUUCUCACGGCACGAGAUGUAUAGUUUAGCUGCAAAGCAACCUGCUAUAAAAGCUACUAAGUAUAGAGAGCUGUUACUUGAUUAUGAAUUUUGUGAACUAUUCAAAGCUCUAGAGGCACUUAUUGUCAAGACAAUAACAUCAUUUGGAGAUGGAAGCAAUAAUUUGAAUUUAUCUGAAAUGUCGUUAUCUGAACAAGAGUCUGCUUUAUUGUGCAAAUAUAAAAAUAUUAUUCGAGAGCAAGAUAUGCAGAUGAUGCAAUUGCGCAUGCAAGCUCAGCAGUUAUCCAAUCAAAACAAUGCAAUCCAGAGUCAGCUAGAGGAAGUAGUGAUAAGUAACAAUCAAUUAAAAGACCAAAAUACUUUAUUAAAAGCGCAAUUGGCUUCCGGCAACACAAACUGUAAUUCUCUAACUGAAAUCUCUACUCAAGAAGAGCAACAGGCUACAACAAUUAACGGAGAAAUUGUACAUAAAAAUGAAGAAGCUUUAUUGAAAGAAGAAAUAGAAAAAUUGAAGACACAAUUGCAAGAAGUAAAUUUGUUAUUGACUGAAAAAACUAAAAUGUACGAAGCUUUGACUAAAGAUCAAGAGGAUCUUCUGGAAUUGUUGACAGAUCAAGAUACGAAGAUCAAUGAGUACAAAAAUCAUAUGUUGACGUGCACAUUUGUUAAUUCUAAUAUUGAGAACUAA